This is a messenger RNA of Nymphalis io (European peacock), 531 nucleotides long. Its product is annotated as chorion class B protein PC10-like. Gene Ontology annotation, molecular function: structural constituent of egg chorion. The transcript is spliced from 2 exons. Gene Ontology annotation, biological process: chorion-containing eggshell formation; multicellular organism development. Gene Ontology annotation, cellular component: egg chorion. NCBI's taxonomy places the organism in Eukaryota, Metazoa, Arthropoda, Insecta, Lepidoptera, Nymphalidae. Bases 1 to 531 code for a protein of 176 amino acids. The record is from RefSeq and is a predicted model, not a curated record.
AUGAAAAUCGUAAAGACAAUAUCGGGGCAAUACAUCGGUAAGGGGUUUAACGGUGGUGUCAUCGGUGCUGGCUUAGCUGCUGUUGAAAAUGCUGCUCUGGCUAGUAGUAUGGCCUAUGGAGCACCCUUGGGAGCAAAUGGAUUAGCAUACGAAGCCGCAUUGGCAGCCAAUGGCGUACCCUAUGGGCCUAAUUCAGCUCCUGCCACAAGUAUCACAAGCGGAGGUGGUUUUAGAGUAACAAGCUCCUCCCCAAUCCCAGCAAGUGGUGUUACAGUGCAGUCUGAAAAUUUAGUAAUUGAAGGUCCAUUGGCUGUAUCAGGUCAAUUACCUUUCUUGGGUGUAGUGGCGUUAGAGGGUCCAUUGCCAGCUGCUGGCCAGGGUGCAGUCGCCUACGGUUGCGGUAAUGGCAAUGUUGGCAUCGUAAGUGAAGGAGUUGAGCCAGCGGUAGCUCCAGCAUAUGCCAACGGACACCCAGCUGGUCUUGGUUACAACGGCCUUCCUAACGGAUUAGGCUAUGGACCUCUUUAUUAA